Messenger RNA from Girardinichthys multiradiatus, 2005 nucleotides. It is a transcript of the gene tmie, whose product is annotated as transmembrane inner ear. NCBI's taxonomy places the organism in Eukaryota, Metazoa, Chordata, Actinopteri, Cyprinodontiformes, Goodeidae. The coding region runs from base 483 to 1154 and encodes 223 amino acids. The record is from RefSeq and is a predicted model, not a curated record. The transcript is spliced from 4 exons.
GUGGGGAUUUUCACUCUAUAACCUUCCGAGGCUGUAAAAGACACAGCCAUUUGCCUCACUGUCCCUGUAUAGGUCCAUCUUUUUAUGGUCAACUGUGCUGCCCAUCCCCCUCUGUUGGUUAACUGCCUGUCGGCAGUUGGAUGAGCUGGCUGUAAACCACACCAGUUCUGCUAAUUAAUUUAUGUCCCCUAACUGCAAGGCUGGCUCCCGUCAUUGUACUGGAGUAGUUUUCAGCUGGGUGCAGAGGUGAUCACUUGUGUUUUUUGGUUUGGGGCGGUAUUGUAGUAGAAAGGCAAAUGAAACAGCUGUGGAUGGUCUUCAGCAUCAUAUCCACUAUCUAUCACCUAGAGGACCAUUGUGGUCCCGUCCUGUAAACGGCGCCAGUGCAAGCAGGCUGGCACAUAGAGAAAGAAGAAGAGAGAGCAGAAGGAAAAAGGGGGAAGAGGGGGUAGGGUGGCUGCAGGGAGAAUCUGGAGGAGAGAAUGGUCGGGGAACAGGCUGGAUGCCCACCUCAGCUCCUCCUGUGGGGAUGGGGAGCUCUGCUGCUGUCUCAGUGCCUGUUCUCGGUGCUCUCCCAGGUCCCGGAUCCUGAGCUUUUACCCACACUACCCCCGAAGAAGCCUGACCCUGUCACUUCAGAGACUGUUGUUUUCUGGGGCCUGCGAUUAUGGCAGGUCAUUGGAAUCUUUUCAAUGUUUGUGUUGGCUGUUGUGAUCACUCUGUGCUGUAUUUUCAAAUGCCGGAUCCCACGCACAAAAAAGGAAAUCGAGGCACGGCAUGCACAAAGACAGGCUGCCAAAAAAUAUGCCAACACAUUAGAGACAGUGCCACCUCUGAAUGAGCUGACUGAGGUCCCAGGAUCUGCAAAAGCAGAAGAAAAGCCUAUCGUUCCAACAGUGUCUGGGAAAGUGGAUGCUGAAAAAGGAGACAAGAAGAGCAAGGAGGGAAGGAAAGACAAGAGUGCCAAAGACGGGAAAGGGGAUGACAAGGAUGCUUCUACAAAGAAGAAGGGUGAAAAGGGGGAGAAAGGAGAAAAGGGAGCAGCCAAGAAAGAAGCUGGGGAAGGAAAAGGGAAGAAGGACGACAAAGGAGAGAAGGGUGAAAAAGGAGGCAAAGCAGGGGCUAAAGGAGGGGGCAGAAAAUCUCAAAAGUGAACUCUGAUCCCCUUUAAUCAAAGAAAAAGAUAAAUGGUUUAUUUUUCACUCAGCAAAUACUAUGCUUUUCUAAAACAAAAUUUGUACUUUCUAUUUAAAAUAAACUUAAAUCAAUGUCAGAAACUGUCACUUUGUUUUUGAGUAAAAGUCAGAGAAAAACAGCAGAAAAUAGUAAAAUUACAGAUUUAUUGUUUUAUAAUAUUUACACUCAUAUCUACAAAUGCCUUCAUUACAGCAGACCGAAGAGAGGGAGGGAUGUGUCCAAGCAAAUACUGCCAAAAUACUAUAGCUUUACACAAGGCUUGAAAACUAAUGCCACUUCCACUGAGUACAUUUUAGCAUAAAUAAAUGACAUCAAACACACUUUUUACCUCCAUAAGAGGUAUUUAAAACAGUUACAUUAGCUCUUUGAAAAUUGGCCUGCAAAUUCUGAAACACAAUCAUUGUAUGAGGGAAAAGAAAAACAGAACAAAAUGUUGUAGAAACGGAAAAUAAAGUGCAUAAAUAAAAACAAGUAUUGUUUUUGUAAAUGUACUCUAAAUCUUAUGGACCUUUUUACACAAAGGAUUUAAACAAUAAUCAAAUUUAUGUUUACAUAUUUUAUGUAAACAAUAUCCACUUUGAAAUUGAAAAUAUAUAUAUAUAUAUAAAUAUAAGUGAUAUUAAGUGUCAUUUUCCCAUGGCUUAUAGGAGCUGACACUUUCUUGUCCCAUUAGAUCAAUCAGGUGUUUUAGAUCUACUAAACCUUCUGUUGUAGUUGCGACAGAUGGAAGAAAUAAGGUGGAAAUAUUUUUACAUUUCCACAAUGCUGGUGGUGUUGUGAAUAAUACUGUAAAACCCUAGAAAAUUAU